Molecule: messenger RNA, 8281 nt
Organism: Pectinophora gossypiella (pink bollworm)
Lineage: Eukaryota; Metazoa; Arthropoda; Insecta; Lepidoptera; Gelechiidae
Gene: ogre
Product: innexin inx1-like
Exons: 8
Coding region: 542-1627 (361 amino acids)
Cellular component (GO): plasma membrane; gap junction
Molecular function (GO): gap junction channel activity
Source: RefSeq, a predicted model, not a curated record
AGAGAGCAAGAUCAUUCGUGAGCGGGAGUACUUUUCCUUGGUGAUCGAAUGGUUGCGUUUUGUGUUUUGUAGUGUUUUUGCGUUAAUAUUUGUGUAAUGGUAUAUUAUUAACUUGAAUAUUGCCAAGUAUAUUAGAGACUGUUGUGUGCUCGUAUUAUAAGAAAUAACUUUUCAUAACUGAAGAAUUGCGAGGUAAAAUUACGAAGACAAACGUCAAAAAGGUUUUGUAUUCCGCGAAAAACAUUUCCCGGUUCGUGAAGAAAAUAAUCGAAGGCGUGCUGGAGUCAGUGGGUCUUGGCUUUGCAGUAAAUUGAUUCCAACCGAUGAAAUCUCGACAAUAAUCUCGUGACACAUUCCAUGAGCGUUUCGAAUAUCAAUUAAAACAAGACUGAUUUUAUAUUAGGAUAAGUUGAAACGCACAUUCCUCCCAACGAAGUUCAAAAUCUCAUUAUGGCAUAGAUUAACGUAAACAACCCAAGAAGAGGCAGUGAUAAUUUGGUAGUAGAUGAUUAUAAUGCUAUAGAAGUGAAAGAGGAGCAAGAUGUUUAAGUUACUAGGAGGGUUGAGUGUGUACUUCAAGUAUCAGCCGAUCAGGACUGACAAUGCGGUGUUCCGGCUACACAACGUGUUCACGACGGUACUGCUGCUGACAUGCUCCAUGAUCAUAACGGCCACGCAGUACGUGGGACAGCCCAUACAGUGCAUAGUGAGCGGGUUACCAGUCCACGUGGUCAACACAUUCUGUUGGAUCACCUCCACGUUCACCAUGCCAGAUGCCUUCGCCAGAGAGGUCGGCAAAGAGGUGGCGCAUCCCGGUGUGGCGAACGAAUAUGACAGCACACAAGAGAAGAAGUACUACACCUAUUACCAGUGGGUCUGCUUUGUGCUGUUCUUCCAGGCCAUAAUGUGUUAUACACCCAAGUUCCUAUGGGAUGCGUUCGAAGGCGGGCUCCUGCGUACCAUCGUGAUGGGGCUGAACAUCGGCGUGUGCCAUCCAGAUGAGAAAGAGAAGAAGAAGGACGUCCUCAUAGGAUAUCUCAUCAGGCAUGAAAGGACGCACAAGCUGUACGCUCUGCGAUACUGGGGCUGCGAGCUGCUCUGCCUGAUCAACAUCGUGGUGCAGCUGUGGAUGAUGGACAGCUUCUUCAACGGGGAAUUCUUCUCGUACGGCACACGCGUGCUGGGGUACAGCGAGGUGCCUCAGGAGGAGAGAUACGAUCCGAUGAUCUACAUAUUCCCGCGCAUAACGAAGUGUACGUUCCACAAGUUCGGCGCGUCGGGCACCAUUCAAACACACGACAGCCUCUGCAUCCUGCCGCUGAACAUCGUCAACGAGAAGACCUACAUCUUCCUCUGGUUCUGGUACAUCAUACUGGCUGUGGUCUUGGUGCUGCUCGUCAUAUACAGACUGGUGAUAAUCUUCGUGCCGUCCGUGCGCCCGCGACUCCUCCACGCGCGCUCACGCACCCUGGCCAUGGAGACAGCUGUGGUGGUCUCGCGCCGCACCGACAUCGGGGACUGGUGGCUGCUGUACAUGCUGGCCAGGAAUAUGGACCCGCUCAUAUACCGGGAGCUAAUAUCGGAGCUAGCCAAGCGCCUGGGCGAGAAGGCGGGUCCGCGCGCGUGACAGCCGGCGCCGCCACCUCCACCCAGCGUCGCCGUCCUUCCCGUUUGACAACGCGUCUCCAAACUACAUCUCUUCAGAUACAUAAUGCUUAUAUGAAGUAAUUCACGAACGACUUAUCUAUUUCCUAUAUUACUUUUUCGCCUUCAAAUGAGCCUUCAAUCCUGUAAACUUCACAAAUCUGCUUUGUUUGUGCUGUACUACAUAUUAUUGAUCUCAAUGUUGUGAACCAUUGAUUGGGGAAUGUGUUCCACUACUGGAUUGACCGGCCAUCGGUGAUUGAGUGAUUGGGCGUUAUAUUUAAAAAAAGAACAAGUUUUUUAACCGAUCACUAAUAUUCUUUAUGUUCAGCUGAAAUCACAGACAAAACUUACGUUAUUUUUUUAAAUCAUGUUGGCACCCCUGAUUGGUUGUGUAUGACGUAAAAUCAAGACGCUCAUAUUGGUUAAGUUUAUGUAGGAAAUUACAGAUCGAAAUUAAUCAAUAAUUGUAUAGAAAUUCAGGCCUUUAGAGACGCCUUAUAUUAACUGGGGAAGCGACUUGGUAUAUGCAUUUACAAGAGUACUUGUAUAAUAUGACUUGACGGGCGACCAAUCAGAAGCGGGGAUUAUCACGCCACGUCGCUUGUGAUUGGUCGAACUGUGAAUAUUGGUAUUGGUUGGUAGAGGCAGCUAUAUCGUCUCGAAUGUUACUAGACUUGUAAAAUGCCUUUGAUAUUAGUUGUAAGAUAGUGUAGUGUUGUAGACUUGGCGUCUGCGUAUUCCUAAUAUCUGUUAUAGUGGCCAUAAGCUCGAAUAUUGAAAUCUCCAUAUGUUAUUAAUGAUUAUAUUGCUAUACGUAAUAUUAAGUGUUCACUGCCAUUUUUUUUAUCUACAGGGUGUAGAGGACGUAGCGUUUUUCGACAAUUCCAUUCUCACAGUUUGGCAAAAAAUAGUAAAAUAUUAAAUAAAAUAAUGGCAACACAGGUUGCAUAUUUUGAACUAAACGUUGUUUUUCCAGCUUAGACAAGCAACGACUUUGUGACAUAAAGCCUGUCUGAAACAAAAUAACAUAUUCAAAAAACAAUGCCGAUUCGGGCAACCGCCAACUUAAUUUUGACAGGACUAAAAACUAACUUUGUAAAACUAGCUUUGUCUCUUUCUUGCACCUAUUGCAAGAGAAGGACGGCACUAGCUUAACAGCUGUCAAACUAAAAUUAGGUUAAGUUGGUGUGCGUCAGAGGCACCAAUAUUAUUAUUAAUAAUUAAAUCGUUUAUUUCGGAUAAACCACAACACACAUAAACAUAUUCUAAUUUUUUUGCCAGACGGAAACGGUGUUACAAGGAGAAAAAAAUGAGGCAUGUUAGAUAAAAAUCUCUUUGUACGGUUUUAUAGAUUUUCCGUCGUGACACUAAAUAUUGUUAUGAAGACAAUGUUUUAUACAGUGCACGCUCCAAGUAACGGUUGUAUUUAGUAAUAAUUCCACUAUAUUUGUUGUGCAAUCCCAAUUUGACUACAAUUUUGGGACCUGAUUAUAAACAAAAUUUUACUCGAAUUUUACAAGUUGUGAUUAGAUCUGAGGGAUUUAAAAGACCACAGGAAGCAAUUCGUGUUGAAAAGCAAUAUUGCUAUUUAACAUUCGUUGACAUUGCGCACUUUCUGUUAUACAGGAAGUAAAUACUCAUAUGUAGUUGUAUGGGGUGUAAGUACGGAAAAUUCCACUUGAUAUUAACUCAGAAUCAUCCCGGUCAGUAUUCGAUGUCACUUCAUUUCUUGUUGUUUAUAGCUACCAUAUGAACAGGCUGUAUGGCUAUGUUCCUUUGCCUGCUCCUUCUCGGGGCAAAUUUAACAAAAAAAAUGUUUAUGGCUGCAUCGUUUAUAAACGAUGAUUCUGCCAAUGUCAAAGCGUUACAAUGUCACUAACACUGUAUUAUGUGCAAAUGUCAAAUUACAAUAUUUCUUGUUAGACGAAUUGCUUCAAUGUGGCCGUUUGGACCCCCUGUUUUAUUUAGAGUUGAUGUUUUUAGUGCGAAGACUCAAAUGCAAAGUUGUGAUUUUUCAUUCAUCUGUUUCUUUCUCUCUUUCUUUAUUAAAGAUAUGAGCGAGUAGGAUAUACUUUCCUAUUUCAUCUCCAACCUUUGAUAUUAAUAUUGUCUUGUACAAUCUUAGGGCUAUAUCACGUGUAUCUUCGAGUCUUUUGACUUGUGGCUCUGCCCACCCUUACGGGGAGUAUGGGCGUGUAGUUUUUGUCUGUAUGUUUAUUAAAUGUAGGUCGUAAUUUUCGUGACAGCAUUAAAAGACAAAUUUUUGAGCUGUGCAUAUCAAAUAAUUAGAAUUUUAUACUUUUUACGAGCACAAAUCAUCGAAUAUUAUCACAAUCAUGGUAUAAUAAAACCAGGUAUGCUCAAUCCUAUGAAAAGCCGCCAUUGCUAGCCGUUUGAUGACGUAAGUGUUACAUAAGUGUUACCAUUAAAUUGGUAUCUCCAACAUUUCAAGGAUUUAAAUUUUAUUAUUGAAAAUUAAGCGAAUUACCGACUAACGUACUUAAUUACUAUUACUUGACGCAUAUUAUAUAAAAAAAACAUAAAAACUGUAAGUAAAUCUUUCACUAUAAGUUCAAAAUUGCCUUUCAAAGUAAAUAAAAAACGGUCGUGGAUAAUUUAUUUGUUACAAAAUGUCGGCUAACCUUGAAAUGUUAGCUGUCACUUUUGAGCAUACCUGGUUUUCUUAUACCACGAUCACAAUCAUUUUAUAAAGCACUGACUAUCGGAAGGACUGUACGAUCGCCUUAUUGUAAAUUGUAUGGAAUGUGUGAAAUAUUGUAUGGAAUAAGAAAGGUUGUACGAAUUUUGUAUGUAAGUUUUAUUGUGUAUCAAACAUUCUUGUGUUGUGUCCGGAUUAUGUGUAUGUAUAGAAUGUAAUGUGUAUUUAAUUUCUUUUUGUAGAAAGAAUCAUCUAAAUCAGAAAAUCAAAACGUUUUGAAUUAUGCUACAAGAAACGUUCAAAUUCUUUUUAAAGAAGUUUACUUUAUAAUUUAUUUUAUAACCGAUAUAUUGUCAUAUAUCAUUAUCAUUUUACUUUUAUAUAGCUUAAGAUUAAUUGUAUGAAUGGUGUACUAUUUCGUAAAUUGAUAUAUGAACUGCAUGUUUGUAAUGAAAUAUCUUCUAAAUUCUAAAUUUUAAUGUUAGUCGUUACUGUCUCAAUCUUAAGAGAAUAUUAGUACCAAGAUAUAACUGGUUAUAACUAGUUACAGCAAGUUCAUCGUCUCCCUAGCAUCCCUUUUUCACAGGGUCUGCUUGCCUAACCUGAAGAUUUGAAUGAAGUUCGGUUUUUUUACAGAAAAGCUAGUUAUAACCAGUUAUUUCUAAGAUAAACUAAUUAAAUCUAGAACGAAAUCGGUAACAAAGUAUUGGCUGCUACAUCUUAACGUUGUGACAAGGUGGUGUUCAUUUUAAUAAACCCAGUUUUGGGUAAUUUCUAUGUAAUUUACAAAAUUUGCCUUUUGGCACAAAUGUUUGUUAAGUUUUGUACUUGUAGUAUGAAACGAGGAAUUAGGUCUGUCAAUGUAUAUGUGUAAAGAUUCAAAUUGUCUUGAGGAAGUGACGAAGGCAUACAGUAUCUUCAAAUAGUUGCUACAUAGAGUAAUUAAUAUACUACGUAAAACCCUCUCUCGACAUACUAGGAACAUUGCCGCCAAAAGGCGCGUAAAUGCAGCGCCGGUGGCGAGUUUUUCUACUAACUCUCAAAGUGUUCAUAAUGAUACGAUACACCGUCGCUAGAUGGCAGUUAUUUCGCGAUAUCUAGUUACUCCAUGGUGAAAUAAAUAGUAAAAAUAUAGUAUAGUAUAUGGCGACCACUGGUAUUAAAUUAAUUUGUAUGGAAAGGGAUCAGAGAAGCUUAAUUGACUUAGCUCGCGCCACACCCCGGACAUUCCAUACGAAAAUCUCAUUCUUAACGUGUCGCCUUACCGCGUAAGUGCGAGCGAGAUAGUCUGUGCGCGCUGUCUCUCACUCCUUAACAGCUUACGGCCAUUUAGACUAAAGUAAGACCCGGAGGAGUGAGGUAAAUCUAGCUCGACGCUAUAAAUAGGCUAGUUUCCAACUAGUCAAAUCAGUUACUUUUUACUAAACGUCAAUUCGAAAUUCCUAUGCAAAUUGUAUGAAAAGACAACCUGAGACGUCACAGAAAAACGUGACGAAAUGUCGCAUUAUUACAUUUUUCUUUUUCGUCUUUAAUUAGUAAUCAGAAUUUCAUAAUUUAUCUUUGACCUAGAAAUCUACCCAAUUGGAGUUGGCGUUCUAUACGUAGUUUUAUUCUUUAUUCUAUGCCCGCGGCCCAAAACCGACUUAUUUCAUAUAACUGUUUGUCGGACUUAAGUGUCCAAUUCAUCUUUUCACUUUUUUACACAAUAUUGGUAUUAUUUAUUUGAUACAAAUAAUGUAACUACAUUUGCGACAAACAGCUAACCAUCGUGGCUGCAACUAAAGUUGUGAAUUUGUAAACGAAUGCUGCUACUUUACAUUGCUCAAAGAAUUAUGUUGACUCUCAUUAUAAUAUAAUACAUAGCGACGGUGAAUAUACUUCAGUUUAUCUCCAUAUCUUAACUGUUCAAACAAUAACAUGACACCUUUUUUCUAUAUUUUGUUUUUAUAUUUUUCAUUGCCCCAUUUUUGGGCAAAGGCCUUACCUACAAUCUUCCUUAUAUAGGCAUAAACAUCACUAUACUCUGCUAAAAAUAAGGUAUUUUGGUACCGAUUGUGGUGGACAACACAUAAUUUUAUUUUAGUGUAAUAACUCUGCAAAGAGUGCGCAGUGUCACCAUGCGACAGUGCUUAGGUAAGCGGAUACUGUGAGAAACGGGAUAAUGCUUGGGAGAUGGUGAACUCUGCAAAGACAGUACUCAUUCACUUAGUUUUUUAGAUUAGGACCUGUCAGAGUAAAAUAAAAUUAGUUAGUGUCUGUUACAAUACAAUUUAACAAUACCUUUUUUUUAAAUUAUUUUUUUCUUUGAUAUGCUGUAAACCGAUAUCUUGGUUAUUGUUCUUGGCGAAUUUAUGACUAUGACAAUCAGUCUAACGGCCUACUAGCCUCCAUCAAUCUGAGGGGCUACAGCGUACUCCACCACAGUGCUCCACUGCUGGUUGGUGGAGGAAAUCUUCAGUUUUCCACCAAAAUAUUUUUUUAAUCCUUAUCUUUCUUUUUCUUUCUAUUUCUAUUAAUUAUUCUAUAAGUUGAAAUCAACUGACACAGUGAAAGGGAUCGUUCCUAAUAAGUGUUAGAAAUCAAUUUUGAAAUGGCGUUCUAAAAGACAGGGUAACUGGCUGUAUAAUAAGACUUCUUUAAAAAGUUUGAAAGUUAUUUUUUUUAAUUUUUAAAUACUGCCAACUUAUUUUUUGUUUAUUUUGACAGUUCUAAAACUCACUAAGCGUAAGCAAAGAUGGCGCUACUUUACAGCUGUUAAUUUAAAAUAAAUGUCGCCAAAAGUGCUAAUUCCAACAAGUUAUACUUAUUCUCUGAAAAGGAAAGGGACAGAUGAUUGGCAACAGCUGUUAAUUUUGAAAUGUAUCAGCGAAUAAAACAACACCCAAUACAUUUUUUUUUCUUCUGGCUUCCGCGGCUAGCGAUGUGCCAAUGACAAAUCUUGAGAGUGAUCUUGGUCUUCAAUGAUAAUUGUCGUGGUAUCAUUAUGGCGUUUCAUAUUAUUAUUGUGCAGUCGUUAAAACGAGGAAACUUUUCAAAAAUAAAGAAUACCGGAUAGAAUACAUUUUUUUAUCGAGUUUUGAAAUAAAGUUGGAAGGUGUUUGUCUUAUAAUACAGACAGUGACCCGCAAUGGUAUACAGCCUGUAACAUAGGUACCUAAUUAUGGUUCGUACGCAUUUAUCUUAGUUUUACUAUUGUAUUAAUGUGACGGAGAAGUUAGCAGAAUUUUGUAUCUAUUAAAUGAUACUUGCGUUGUUGGUUUUACGAUACUUUUUAAAACAUUAUUUUCUAACAACAGUAUCAUUUUAUAGUUUUAUUUUAUUGUGGACUAAGAUGUAAUACUCUAUCGGAAAACGACAGUGAAUAAAUAAUUAUUUCUAUGAAGUUUAUAUACUGUUAAACUUGUUGUGUAUCAAGUAUCAACACUGUGUAGAAAUACUACUACUUGUAAUACUACUGGUGGUGUUACCGGUGGUGCGACUGAUGGUGCUACCGGUGGUGCUACUGGUGGUGAUACCGGUGGUGUCACCGGUGGUGCUACUGGUGGCGGUACUGGUAGUGCGACUGAUGGUGCCACCGGUGGUGAUACUGGUGGUGCUACUUGUGGUGCUACUGGUGGUGCUACUUGUGGUGCUACCGGUGGUGCUACUGGUGGCGAUACUGGUGGUGCUACCGGUGGUGCUACUUGUGGUGAUACCGGUGGUGCGACUGAUGGUGGUACUAGUAGUGGUGGUAUACUGUGUUGAUAUAGUCCGCAGUAUAAUACAUAAGGUGUAAAAAUCAAUGAUUUAUGGCAAAUAUAGGUUAUUGCGUUUUAAAUCGUUAUUUAGCGAGACGUCAAGAAAAUUAGUGAAUUUAGUUUUUUUCUACUAUUUAUUGCAAAGCCAUUAUUGUCAUUAUAUUGGAAGAUGAUAUUUUCUCAAGUUAUGUAAUUAAUUUUUAAGUUGAAAAAGGAAUAUACGAUUUUGAUUUUUUUA